Mucor velutinosus is the source of this 978-nucleotide messenger RNA. It is a transcript of the gene SLU7, whose product is annotated as mRNA splicing protein. Gene Ontology annotation, biological process: vesicle fusion; exocytosis. Bases 1 to 978 code for a protein of 325 amino acids. NCBI's taxonomy places the organism in Eukaryota, Fungi, Mucoromycota, Mucoromycetes, Mucorales, Mucoraceae. Gene Ontology annotation, cellular component: SNARE complex; plasma membrane. The record is from RefSeq and is a predicted model, not a curated record. The transcript has 2 exons. Gene Ontology annotation, molecular function: syntaxin binding; SNAP receptor activity.
AUGAAAUUUUGGAAAAAGAAGGACAAGAGCAAGACAACUAUCAACCCAUUUGAGGAGCAGAGUGAUUCAAGCAGCUAUUCAACUGAGUAUCCACAGACACCCACAGCCAAUGCGGACACUUAUGGAGGAAAGAGUCGUUACGGCACUGCUGCUAUUGUCACUCCAGCCGCAAGAGAUGAAACACAGAACAGAAGCAAUCUAUUCGGUGGCUAUCAGGAGCCAAGAGGUAGAUAUGAUUCCAGUGGACAAGAAGACUCUUAUGGAGCAAGCAAGUUCUCUGAAGCUGAUGAGGAUCAAGAAGUUAUCCAAAUUCAAAACAAAAUUCGCAGCGUCAAGCAAGAUACAUUAGCUAGCACUCGAAAUGCUCUACAGAAAAUUAGCGAAACUGAGGCAACUGCUGCCAAUACGAUGAACAUGUUGGGCACACAAUCAACUCAAAUUGCCAAUGUGGAUCGUAAUGUGGAUAUGUCAAAGGCUUAUUCUGAUCGUGCUGCUAGUCAAGCGGGAGAGCUGAAGCAACUGAACCGCUCUAUCUUUAUACCUGUUGUCAAGAACCCGUUUACCAAAGGUUCUAGAAACAGAAAAGCAAUGGACAGAGUCCAUAGGGAUCAUGAGGAGCAUAUGGCCGAGAGAGACAACAUUCGUCAAUUUGAAUAUGGUUCUAGUGUCCGCAUUGAAGAUGCUCAAAGAAAAGCCAUGCGACUGAAAGGAGAAGAAGGCUACCAUAAAGGACGCUCGCAAUCGGAUCGCAACAGAUAUCAGUUUGAAGCGGAUGAGGAGGAUGAUGCGAUCGAAGAUGAGAUUGACGGCAAUCUGGACUUACUAGGUGAUGCCACUGCGAGAUUGAGAGCCAUGGCAACGACCAUGAACGAUGAACUCGAUAGUCAGAACAAGCAAUUGAAUAAGCUCAACAAAAAGGUGGAUCCUAUCAAUGCAAAGCUGAUGUCUACUACUUAUACUUUGAACUCUACCCGAUAA